UUCCCGCCAACGCUAAUCUUUUGGCGCAUCCUCAUUACUCUCUCCAUCCCUCCCUAAAAUGAAUUUGAUGACAACACAACAUUAGGGCACCGGUCUGGUCUGGUCUCCACCGGAGUUCAAGACUUGAAGCCCCAACAUUCGUCAUCAGGUUCAGAACACGGCGGCUCGUGGAAGAGGACGAAGAAUGGGAAUACAAGGCCUUUUGCCUCUUUUGAAGUCGAUAAUGGUGCCUAUCCACAUCAGGGACUUAGACGGCUGUUUUGUUGCCGUUGAUACGUACUCUUGGCUCCAUAAAGGUGCCUUGUCUUGCAGUACUCAGCUAUGCAAAGGAUUACCCACUUCCAGGCACAUUGAAUAUUGCAUGCACAGAGUAAAUUUAUUGCGGCAUUAUGGUGUUAAACCUAUUCUUGUCUUUGAUGGUGGUCUUCUGCCAAUGAAGAUUGAACAAGAGAACAAGCGUGCAAGAGCAAGGAGGGAGAAUCUUGCACGUGCUAUUGAGCAUGAAUCAAAUGGAAAUUCUGCUGCAGCUUAUGAAUGCUACCAGAAGGCUGUUGAUAUUUCACCUUCAAUUGCUCAUGAACUAAUCCAGAUCUUAAAGCAGGAGAAUGUUUCUUAUGUUGUGGCUCCUUAUGAGGCUGAUGCCCAAAUGACCUUCUUGGCAGUAAGCAAACAAGUUGAUGCGGUCAUCACUGAGGACUCUGAUCUUGUACCAUUUGGUUGUCCCAGAAUUAUCUUCAAGAUGGACAAGUAUGGACAAGGUGUAGAGUUCCACUAUUCAAGACUUAAGCUGAACAAGGAGCUAAGUUUUGCAGGAUUCACCCAUGAAAUGCUUCUUCAAAUGUGCAUCCUGAGUGGUUGUGAUUAUUUACAGUCAUUGCCAGGAAUGGGACUUAAAAGGGCUCAUGCUCUAAUUAAAAAAUUCAAAAGUUAUGAAAAGGUAAUCAAGCACCUGAGAUAUAGCACAGCUUCUGUUCCUCCUCUUUAUGAAGAGUCUUUCCAGAAGGCAAUAUGGACCUUCAUGCAUCAAAGGGUUUAUGACCCUACAACCGAAGAUAUUGUACAUUUAUCUGUCAUAUCUGAUAAUCUUGGUGAUGAUUUUGACUUCUUAGGCCCAACGAUACCACAACACAUAGCUAAAGGAAUAGCGAAAGGUGAUCUGGAUCCAUUUACCCAAAUGCCAUUCAAGGGAGAAAAUGCUAGUUCUGGAGUGGUGCUUAACAGAAUGUCUGAAUGCAAAAAUUUUAAACCUGAAAGUGGAAGGAAAAAGCUAGAUUUACCUGUGCAGAAGAAUGUUCUAACCAAGUACUUCUGCGUUGCAUCUCUUGAAGCAAAGAGAGAAUUCAGGGCUCCUCGAACUUCACCUAUAAAUUCAAGUCCAGUAGAUAAUUCUCACAGUCCCAAGGAAUAUUGCAGAUUAAAGAGUGCAUCUAGUAGUAUGCACUGCUCUUCAGAAUCCCCACUUGACUCUGAAAAUGGGGGAAGCACCCCACCCAAUGACACAGUGGAAAGUGGGUUUGCUGCUGAAGUUCUUGAAUUUUCAGAGUCUCCAACUCUUGGCAUGUCUAAUGAGGAGGAGAGUACCAAAAAUACAUUGCUCCAACAAUUUGGGCAUUCAAUGCAUAAAACUUGUGAAGCAUUACUAAAGGAGUGUGAUUGCAAGAAUGUUCAAAUGCCAAAUGCAGUUGAAGACAAAAGAACGGAGAACAAAAAGGUCAUUGUACAGAGUUCUUAUUUUAAUCACAAAUCAAAAAACAAGAGUGAUGAAGAUGAUAAACAAGAAAAACUCUUAGUCAAGGAUGAUGUUGCAAGUGAUCCAUUUGACAGUGUCAUUCUUAAGAGUACUUACAAGACAAGAGCAGCAAAGAAUAAGGUCGUCGUAAGGAGCUCUUAUUUUCAGCACAAGUCAGUAAACAAGAAUGAUCAGGUGAAUGAACAAUUUCAAAGGCUCUUAGUCAAGGAUGAUGCAGCAAUGGAUAAUGAAAUGAAUGAUGAUAUCAUUCUUGAAAGUGCUUCUUCUGAUAAUAAUGGCAUCACCAUGAAAAGAAAGACAUCUCCAAAUGACACUGUUCUAAGAGAGAAUAUGAAACCCAAGCGUCUUCAUGCAGAUGGAUCACUUUUUGAGAAUGGUUGCUGUCCUCGUAAUCUUGACGAAACAUAUGUGGAACAAAAGACAGAAGGAAAGUUUGGAUCUAAUAUUUCACAUAUAGACCAUUACUCUGACAUAGCGGAGAAAUCAAUGGAGAGAUUUGUUUCAGUCAUAUCAUCAUUUAGAUUCUCCUCAUCUGGUUCUCGUGCUAGUGGUCUUCGUGCCCCUCUAAAAGAUAUUCGAAACACAUGUAACAGUAGGUCAAAUGCUGAUGUGGAUUUUAGCCAUUAUGCUUAUACACCAACCAACAAUAAGCGUCAGAAGACUGGCAUAGCAUUGCGCAGAUGCUGAUUGGCUGAGAGUCGUAACUGAUUUCAUUAGCAGGAUCUCUGGAUUCUAUUUUUCUUUUAGAAUGGCCAAGUUUAUUCAAAAUUCAUUUUUGGAUUACUUGAGGCAUUUAGUUGCUCUGCCAGUUGUACAAGUGAUGUUCCUCAUAUUCCUGUAAGUUGAGAUGUUACAUUUUGAUUCUUUAUACUUUGAUUUUCAUUUAUGUGGAACUCCUUUGAUUGCACAAUGUCCCAAUGAAUCUGAUUUUUGUAUUAUUAAUUUGCUAUUGCUUACGAUCUAAUAACCCGGAGAUGGAUUUGAAACUUAAGAAUCAAUCUUAAAAGAAUUUUACUUUAUUGAUGAA
Hevea brasiliensis (rubber tree) is the source of this 2777-nucleotide messenger RNA. Its product is annotated as exonuclease 1. Gene Ontology annotation, molecular function: 5'-3' DNA exonuclease activity; DNA binding; metal ion binding. The record is from RefSeq and is a predicted model, not a curated record. Bases 185 to 2437 code for a protein of 750 amino acids. The transcript is spliced from 15 exons. NCBI's taxonomy places the organism in Eukaryota, Viridiplantae, Streptophyta, Magnoliopsida, Malpighiales, Euphorbiaceae.